CAAAGCUCUCAGAAUGACGGAUGCCCUGAUGGCUGAGUUUGGAGCCGCGGCUCCGUACCUUCGCAAAUCGGACAAGGAACGCCUGGAAGCGCAGACGCGGGUCUUCGACAUCCGCACGGAGUGCUUCGUGCCCGACGAGAAGGAAGAGUUUGUCAAGGCGAAGAUAACAAGUCGAGAGGGCGGAAACGUCACCGUGCAAACCGAGGACGGCAGAACAGUGACCGUCAAAGAGGCAAACGUCCACCAGCAGAACCCGCCCAAGUUCGACAAGAUCGAGGACAUGGCGAUGCUGACCUUUCUGCACGAGCCGGCCGUCCUCUACAACCUCAAGGAACGUUACGCAGCGUGGAUGAUCUAUACGUACUCCGGGCUCUUCUGUGUGACCGUCAACCCCUACAAGUGGCUGCCCGUCUACAAUGCAGAAGUGGUUGCUGCCUAUCGGGGCAAGAAGCGAAGCGAGGCCCCUCCUCACAUCUUCUCCAUCUCCGACAAUGCGUACCAAUACAUGUUGACGGAUCGAGAAAACCAGUCUGUCCUUAUCACUGGAGAAUCCGGUGCAGGAAAGACGGUGAACACCAAACGGGUGAUCCAGUAUUUUGCCAGCAUCGCAGCUAUUGGCGACCGCAAGAAGGAGGCCGCAAGCAGCUCAAAGGGGACACUGGAAGAUCAAAUCAUCCAGGCCAAUCCCGCCUUGGAAGCCUUUGGCAACGCCAAGACAGUGCGGAACGACAACUCGUCCCGAUUUGGUAAAUUUAUCCGAAUCCAUUUUGGGGCGACGGGAAAGCUGGCGUCUGCCGACAUAGAAACCUACCUCCUUGAGAAAUCCCGUGUCAUUUUCCAGCUCAAAGCUGAGAGAAACUACCACAUCUUCUACCAGAUUUUGUCCAACAAGAAACCAGAGCUUCUGGACUUGCUCUUGGUUACCAACAACCCCUACGACUACAGCUACGUCUCCCAAGGAGAGGUAACCGUGGCCUCCAUCGAUGACUCCGAGGAGCUGCUGGCUACGGACAGUGCCUUUGACGUCCUGGGCUUCACCCCAGAGGAGAAGGUCGGCGUCUACAAGCUGACGGGAGCCAUCAUGCACUACGGCAACAUGAAGUUCAAGCAGAAGCAACGGGAGGAACAGGCAGAACCAGAUGGGACUGAGGAUGCAGAUAAGUCUGCCUAUCUGAUGGGGCUGAACUCAGCUGACCUCUUAAAGGGGCUCUGCCAUCCACGGGUGAAGGUCGGGAACGAAUACGUCACCAAGGGGCAAAAUGUCCAGCAGGUGUACUACUCCAUCGGAGCCUUGGCCAAAUCCGUGUAUGAGAAAAUGUUCAGCUGGAUGGUGGUGAGGAUCAACAACUCCCUGGAGACCAAGCAGCCACGGCAGUACUUCAUUGGGGUGCUGGACAUCGCGGGAUUCGAGAUCUUUGACUACAACAGCUUCGAGCAGCUCUGCAUCAACUUCACCAACGAGAAGCUGCAGCAGUUCUUCAACCACCACAUGUUCGUGCUGGAGCAGGAGGAGUACAAGAAGGAGGGCAUCGAGUGGGAGUUCAUCGACUUCGGCAUGGACCUCCAGGCCUGCAUCGACCUCAUCGAGAAGCCGCUGGGCAUCAUGUCCAUCCUGGAGGAGGAGUGCAUGUUCCCCAAGGCCACCGACAUGACCUUCAAGGCCAAGCUGUACGACAACCACCUGGGCAAGUCGGCCAACUUUGGGAAGCCCCGCAACACCAAGGGCAAGCCGGAGGCCCACUUCUCCCUCGUCCACUACGCUGGCACCGUCGACUACAACAUCAUCGGCUGGUUGCAGAAGAACAAGGACCCCCUCAACGAGACGGUGGUGGGGCUCUACCAGAAGUCGUCUCUUAAGCUCCUGGCCACCCUCUUCUCCAGCUAUACUGGCACCGAUGCUGGUGGAGAUGGUGGCAAAGGAAAAGGCUCUAAGAAGAAAGGGUCGUCUUUCCAGACUGUCUCCGCACUUCACCGGGAGAACCUGAACAAGCUGAUGGCAAACCUGAAAACGACACAUCCCCAUUUUGUGCGGUGUUUAAUCCCCAAUGAAAAGAAGGCACCUGGCGUGAUGGAUAACCCUUUGGUCAUGCACCAGCUGCGCUGCAACGGGGUUCUGGAGGGGAUCCGGAUUUGCCGUAAGGGGUUCCCCAACCGCAUCCUCUACGGGGACUUCAGGCAACGGUAUCGUAUCCUGAAUCCAGCCGCUAUUCCGGAGGGUCAGUUCAUCGACAGCAGGAAAGGAGCAGAGAAGCUGCUGGGCUCCCUGGACAUCGACCACAACCAGUAUAAAUUCGGGCACACCAAGGUGUUUUUCAAGGCGGGGCUGCUGGGCCAGCUGGAGGAGAUGCGAGACGAACGCCUUUCCCGCAUCAUUACCCGCCUGCAGGCCCGCCGGGGCCAGCUCAUGCGCAUCGAGUUCAGGAAGAUCAUGGAGCGCCGAGAUGCCCUUCAGGUGAUUCAAUGGAACAUCCGGGCCUUCAUGGGAGUGAAGAACUCGUGGAUGAAGCUCUAUUUCAAGAUCAAGCCACUGCUGAAGAGCGCAGAGACCGAGAAGGAAAUGCAGACAAUGAAAGAGGAAUUUGCGAGGCUGAAAGAAGCGCUGGAAAAAUCCGAGACCCGGAGGAAGGAACUGGAAGAGAAGAUGGUCUCUCUGCUGCAGGAGAAAAACGACCUCCAAUUGCAAGUCCAGGCGGAACAAGACAACCUCAAUGACGCCGAGGAACGCUGUGACCAACUGAUCAAGAACAAGAUCCAGCUGGAGGCCAAAGUGAAAGAGCUGACCGAGCGGCUGGAAGACGAGGAGGAGAUGAAUGCCGAGCUCACAGCCAAGAAGCGGAAGCUGGAAGAUGAGUGCACCGAGCUCAAGAAGGACAUUGACGACUUGGAGUUGACUCUGGCCAAGGUGGAGAAAGAGAAACACGCGACAGAGAACAAGGUGAAAAAUCUCACAGAGGAAAUGGCAGGCUUGGAUGAGAUCAUCGCCAAGCUGACCAAGGAGAAGAAGUCCCUGCAGGAAGCCCACCAGCAGGCUCUCGAUGACCUCCAAGUUGAAGAGGACAAAGUCAGCACACUCUCUAAAGCCAAGCUGAAGCUGGAACAGCAGGCAGACGACUUGGAAGGAUCCCUGGAACAGGAAAGAAAGAUCCGGAUGGACCUGGAACGGGUCAAGAGGAAGCUGGAAGGAGACUUCAAGCUGGCUCAGGAGAACAUCAUGGACCUCGAGAAUGAUAAGCAGCAGCUGGAAGACAAGCUGAAAAAGAAGGAGUUUGACAUCAACCAGCAGAGCAGCAAGAUCGAAGACGAGCAGGCCCUGGGGCUGCAGCUGCAGAAGAAACUGAAGGAGCUGCAGGCCAGAAUCGAGGAGCUGGAAGAAGAGCUGGAAUCCGAGCGCACGGCCCGGGCCAAGGUGGAGAAGCAGCGUUCCGACCUCUCCCGGGAGCUGGAGGAGAUCAGCGAGCGGCUGGAGGAGGCGGGGGGCGCCACGACGGUGCAGAUCGAGAUGAACAAGAAGCGGGAAGCCGAGUUCCAGAAGAUGCGGCGCGACCUGGAGGAAGCCACGCUCCACCACGAGGCCACGGCGGCGGCCCUGCGCAAGAAGCACGCCGACUCGGUGGCGGAGCUGGGCGAGCAGAUCGACAACCUGCAGCGGGUGAAGCAGAAGCUGGAGAAGGAGAAGAGCGAGCUGAAGCUGGAGGUGGACGACGUCAGCUCCAACGCGGAGCAGCUGCUGAAAGCCAAGGUGAAUUUGGAGAAGAUGUGCCGCACCAUGGAGGACCAGUCUGCAGAUUACCGAACCAAGUUUGAGGAGUCCCAACGGACCCUCAACGACACCAACACCCAGCGGGCCAAGCUCCAGACAGAAAAUGGAGAACUGGCCCGUCAGCUAGAAGAAAAAGAGGCUCUCAUUUCUCAGCUCACUCGAGGAAAACAGUCCUACACCCAGCAAAUGGAGGAUUUAAAGAGGCAGCUAGAAGAGGAGGCCAAGGCCAAGAAUGCUCUGGCGCAUGCCCUCCAGUCGGCCCGCCACGACUGUGACCUGUUGAGGGAACAGUACGAGGAGGAGACGGAGGCUAAAGCAGAACUCCAACGCUCGCUCUCCAAGGCCAACACUGAGGUGGCUCAGUGGAGGACCAAGUACGAGACGGAUGCCAUUCAGAGGACCGAGGAAUUAGAGGAGGCCAAGAAGAAGCUGGCGCAGCGGCUACAGGAGGCCGAGGAGGCCGUGGAAGCUGUGAAUGCCAAGUGCUCCUCGCUGGAAAAGACCAAGCACCGUCUGCAGAACGAGAUCGAAGACCUCAUGGUGGACGUGGAGCGCUCGAAUGCGGCUGCGGCUGCCCUGGACAAGAAGCAGAGAAACUUUGAUAAAGUCCUCGCCGAAUGGAAGCAAAAGUUUGAAGAGUCCCAGCUGGAGCUUGAGGCCUCUCAGAAGGAGUCCCGCGCUCUGAGCACCGAGCUCUUCAAGCUGAAGAACGCCUAUGAGGAGGCUCUGGAACAUCUGGAGACCUUGAGAAGGGAAAACAAGAACUUGCAAGAGGAGAUCUCUGAUCUCACCGAACAGUUGAGCGAAGGAGGGAAGAGCAUGCAUGAACUGGAGAAGGUGCGGAAGCAGCUGGAUGCGGAGAAGAUGGAGCUGCAGGCUGCUCUGGAAGAGGCAGAGGCCUCUCUGGAGCACGAGGAAGGCAAGAUCCUCCGCGCCCAGCUGGAGUACAGCCAGAUCAAGGCCGACAUCGAGCGCAAGCUGGCCGAGAAGGACGAGGAGAUGGAGCAGGCCAAGCGGAACCACUUGCGGGUUGUGGAGUCCCUUCAGGCUUCCCUGGACGCCGAGACCCGCAGCCGCAACGAGGCCCUGAGGGUCAAGAAGAAGAUGGAAGGCGACCUCAAUGAGAUGGAGAUCCAGCUCAGCCAAGCGAACCGGGUGGCGGCCGAGGUCCAGAAACACCUCAAGAUUGCCCAGGCGCAGCUCAAAGACAACCAGAUCCAAUUGGACGACGCCCUGAGAGCCAAUGAGGACCUGAAGGAGAACAUCGCCAUCGUGGAAAGGCGGAACUCCCUGCUGCAGGCUGAGCUGGAAGAGCUCCGCAGCGUGGUGGAGCAGACCGAGCGAGCUCGGAAGUUGGCCGAGCAGGAACUGAUCGAGGCCAGCGAAAGGGUCCAACUCCUCCAUUCCCAGAACACCAGCCUCAUCAACCAGAAGAGGAAGAUGGAGAGCGACCUGUGCCAGCUUCAGUCUGAGGUGGAGGAGGCCGUUCAAGAGUGCAGGAACGCUGAGGAGAAGGCCAAGAAAGCCAUCACCGACGCAGCCAUGAUGGCGGAGGAGCUGAAGAAGGAGCAGGACACCAGCGCCCACCUGGAGCGGAUGAAGAAGAACAUGGAGCAGACCAUCAAGGACCUGCAGCUGCGGCUGGACGAGGCCGAGCAGCUGGCCCUCAAGGGCGGCAAGAAGCAGCUCCAGAAGCUGGAGACCCGGGUGCGAGAGCUGGAGAACGAGCUGGAGCUGGAGCAGAAGCACAGCGCCGAGAGCGUCAAGGGGAUGCGCAAGUGCGAGCGGCGCAUCAAGGAGCUCACCUACCAGGCCGAGGAAGACAAGAAGAACUUGCUGAGACUUCAAGAUCUGGUGGACAAGCUGCAACUGAAAGUCAAGGCUUACAAGAGGCAGGCCGAAGAAGCGGAGGAGCAGGCCAACUCCAACCUGGCCAAGUUCCGGAAGGUUCAACAUGAUCUGGAUGAGGCCAACGAGCGAGCGGACAUCGCCGAGUCUCAGAUCAACAAGCUGAAGGCCAAGAGCCGCGAUGUGGGAGGAAAGAAACUUCACGAGGAAGAGUGAGCAGCUUUCGAAUUGGCAGCCGAACUGUGGCCCCGCCUCCCUGGCGCUCCCCC
Molecule: messenger RNA, 5877 nt
Organism: Heteronotia binoei (common prickly gecko)
Lineage: Eukaryota; Metazoa; Chordata; Lepidosauria; Squamata; Gekkonidae
Gene: MYH6
Product: myosin heavy chain 6
Cellular component (GO): myosin complex
Molecular function (GO): actin filament binding; cytoskeletal motor activity; ATP binding
Source: RefSeq, a predicted model, not a curated record